Molecule: messenger RNA, 1231 nt
Organism: Heteronotia binoei (common prickly gecko)
Lineage: Eukaryota; Metazoa; Chordata; Lepidosauria; Squamata; Gekkonidae
Gene: TMEM102
Product: transmembrane protein 102
Exons: 2
Coding region: 1-1212 (403 amino acids)
Source: RefSeq, a predicted model, not a curated record
AUGGCUGCCCCCCCAGACGUUCCCCCUCUGAAACCCGCCCCAGCCAAACCUCUCACGGACCUGGAUUUCCACUCGGGGGCCCGCAUCGAAGAGCUCCACCAGCUCAUCCAAGAAUACCACGCCAGGAGCCCCGGCCUCCGCGACGGCCCCCAACUGCACCAGGCCAAGGACCUGGUCUUCUCCCUCCUAGGUGUGGUGCAGAAUGCUGACGGGAAGCUCCCGGCCGUCAAUCAAUACCUGCUGCUCUCUGGGGGAAUCCAGCAAGGCACCGUUGAUGUUGACCUGGGUGUCCCACAUCACCUCUCCCCCGGAGGAGACUACGAUGUGGACUUCACCCUCCUGGUGCCCACCCUGCAUGCCGCUGGGGUCCCUGUCACCCUGGACAUGAAGCAGAGCCCCCCCGGCCACGCCCAGAUCAGCCUCCAGCCCUUCGAUCCCGCCACGCUGCACCGCUGGUCGGACUGUUGCCUGGGAGACGAGGCCUACCUCUCUGCCGAGCUGGUCUCUGACUGGUUCACCCGUGCCUUCACCGCCGCCGCCAAAGACGCGCGGGUCGAGCGCCGGGGCUGCAUCACCUCGGCGGUCAUCUCCGUCGGACCCUGUCGAGUCCUCUACGAUCUCGUCCCUGUCGUGGCCUUGAAGGGGUGGCCGGAGGUUGCCCGGCCGUGGCUGACUCAGGCUCAUUUCUGGGAUGGAAAGCUGAGGGACGAGGAAGUGGUUGGGGGCUUCUACCUCUUGCCCGCCACGUCCGGUGCCCGCUGGCGCCUGGCCUUUGCCACCAGCGAGUUGCAUCUCCGGCAGCUUCUGCCCCCGCCUUUGCUCCAGGCUUUCCGCGCAACCACAGCCGUCCUCAGCCGCCGUCUCCCCGAGGGCUUCGGGCCUUAUCACAUCUUCACCCUGGUGCUGCGGGCCUGUGAGCGGCUGCCUGCCAGCUAUCUGGGCCGUGAGGAGAACGCCGCACACGCCUGGCUCGGCCUGCUGGAUGACCUCUCGGCCUGCUUGGUCCAGCGCUGCCUUCCUCACUACUUCCUCCCCCAGUGGAACGUUCUGGAAGGCCUUUCCCGUAGGGACCUGGAGCGCCUGGCUCAGGAGCUGGCCGGAGUGAGGGCUGAUCCUUCCAGGCACCUCCGCCAGGCUGUGGAAGGGGCCAAAGAAGCCAAGAGAUUAGCCAAAGCUUUUCGAAACCAGAGUCUCUCCACAGUUGCCCCAUAAGGCCUUCAAAGAGAGUGGU